AUGGCCAUUCCCCCUGCUCGGGUGCCCAGCUGUCCCCCCAGGGCCUCUGGAUUCCGCGGUGGCAUUGACCUGGGGCCACCUGGUGCCGCGUCCCUUGAGCCUGGGCAGAUGCUGGCCACCUGUGUCGAGGACGAGGACCGAGGCGUGGCACCACGCAGUGGCCCAGCACAUCUGGGCUCCCUGUCCUCCCGAGGGAGGUCAUCGACCCGGCCAGAGGUGGCCAGCAUAGAGCCGCUGGGCCCCAGCGACCAACCGUGCUCCCAGAAGGCCGUGGUGCAGGCCCGCCUGACCCAGCCCGCCCGCCUGACCAGCAUCAUCUUGGCAGAGGACAUCACCACAGGCCAGGUGCUGCGCUGCGACGCCAUCGUCGACCUCAUCCACGGGAUCCAGAUCGUGUCCACCACCCGGGAGCUCUACCUGGAGGAUUCCCCGCUGGAGCUCAAGAUCCAGGCCCUGGACUCGGAAGGCAACACCUUCAGCACCCUGGCCGGGCUGGUCUUUGAGUGGACCAUCGUGACGGACACCGAGGUGGAGGGCUUCUCAGACUCCCACAAUGCACUGCGCAUCCUCACCUUCUCGGAGUCCACGUACACACCCCCGUCCUACAUCUCCCAGAUGGAGAAGGCGGCCAAGCAGGGGGACACCAUCCUGGUGUCCGGCAUGAAGACCGGGAGCUCCAAGCUGAGGGCGCACAUCCAGGAGGCCGUCUACGGGAACGUCCGCCCCGCGGAGGUCCGGCUGCUGAUCCUGGAGAACAUCCUGCUGAGCCCCGCGUCCGACGUCUACCUGCUGGUGGGGACCUCCCUGCGCUACAGGGUGCAGAAGAUCAGGCAGGGGACCAUCACAGAGCUCUCGAUGCCCUCGGAUCAGUACGAGCUGCAGCUUCAGGACUGUGUCCCGGGCCCCGGAGGAGACGCUACCCGGCCUGUGGCCGUCCUGGCCCAGGACACAUCCACGGUCACCGCGGUGCAGCUGGGACGGAGCAGCCUUGUCCUUGACUACCGGAGCAUCCGCAUGCAGGGCGCGACCAGGCUGCCCAACGGCACCAUCUACGUGGUGGAACCCGGGUACCUGGGGUUUGCAGUCCACCCUGGUGACCGGUGGGUCCUGGAGACCGGCCGCCUGUACGAGGUCACCAUCGAAGUGUUUGACAAGUCCGGCAACAAGGUCCACCUCUCUGAUAACAUCCGGAUCGAAGCCGUGUUUCCCCACGAGUUCCUGGAGGUCCUCUCGUCGUCCCCGAACGGGUCGCACCAUCACGUCCGGGCAGCGCAGCGGGGACAGGCCACCCUCCGCGCGGCGCUCACCUCCGUGGUGGACGAGGACGGAGGGGUGCACAUGCUCCCGGUGCCCGUGUGGAGCCAGCAGGAGGUGGACAUCCACGUCCCCAUCACCCUCCACCCCAGCAUCUUGACGUUCCCGUGGCAGCCCAAGACUGGCGCCUACCAGUACACCAUCCAGGCCCACGGGGGCAGCGGGAAUUUCACCUGGUCUUCCUCCCGCCACUCGGUGGCCACCGUCACCGCCAAGGGCGUGAUGACCACGGGCAGCGACACGGGCCUCAGUGUGGUCCGGGCGCAGGACGUCCAGAACCCCCUGCAUUUCGGUGAGAUGAAGGUGUAUGUGAUCGAGCCCAGCAGCAUGGACUUCGCCCCUUGCCGGGUGGAGGCGCGAGUGGGCCAGACCCUGGAUCUGCCCCUGAGGAUCAAUGGCCUCAUGCCCAGUGGGGACAGCAAGGUGGUCACCCUCAGCGACUGCUCCCACUUCGACUUGGCGGUGGAGGUGGAGAAGCGGGGCGUGUUCCAGCCCCUCCCAGGGCGGCUGUCCCCAGGGCCGGAGCACUGUGGAGGCGUCCGGGUGAAGGCCGAGGCCCGGGGCUCCACCACGCUCCUGGUGAGCUACACGCAUGGCCACGUCCACCUGAGCGCCAGCCUCACCAUCGCCGCCUACCUGCCCCUCAGGGCCAUGGACCCGUCCUCCGUCGCUGUGGUCACCCUGGGCUCCUCAAAGGACAUGCUGUUUGAAGGAGGCCCCCGGCCCUGGGUCCUGGAGCCAGCCAGGUUCUUCCGGAACGUCACCUCUGAGGACGGGGACAGCAUCGGCCUGGCCCUCCUGGGCCCGCCCGCCUCCCGGAGCCACCAGCAGCACAGCAUCCGCGCCACCUGCCGGGCCCUGGGCGAGCAGGUCAUCGCCCUCUCCGUGGGGAACCAGCCCGGCCUCACCAACCCUUUCCCCGCCGUGGAGUCCGCCGUGGUGAAGGUCGUCUGCGCCCCGCCGUCCAGGAUCAGCCUCACGCCCGUCCACGCCGGCCCCCCGCUGGACCCGUCCUGUCCACGGCUGCAGCACGACAAGCAGGUGGUUCCUGUCUCCAGCCACCGCAACCCCCUGCUGGACCUGGCGGCCUAUGACCAGCAGGGCCGCCAAUUCGACAACUUCAGCUCCCUGAGUGUCCAGUGGGAAUCCACCCGGCCCUCGCUGGCCAGCAUCGAGCUGGACCUGCCCAUGCAGCUGGUGUCCCGGGACGACGGGAGUGGCCAGAGGAAGUUCCACGGUUUGCAGGCCAUUGCUGUCCAUGAGGCGUCGGGGACCACCGCCAUCUCAGCCACGGUGACCGGCUACCAGCUGUCCCACCUCAGUGCGGCCAGAGUGAAGCCGCUGCCCGGCCCGCCUGCGCCCGUGUCCGCCUCGGUGGAGCUGGUCCUGGUGGAGGACGUGCGUGUGGAUCCGGACGUGGUGACCCUCUAUAACCACCCUGAUGUCCAGGCGGAGCUGCACGUCAAGGAGGGCUCCGGCUACUUCUUCCUCAACACGAGCGCGGCCAACGUGGUCAAGGUGGCCUACCAGGAGGCCAGGGGCAUCGCCACGGUGCACCCCUUGCUCCCCGGCUCGGCUACCGUCCUGAUCCACGACCUGUGCCUGCCCUUCCUGGCCCCGGCCAAGGCCACGGUCCAUGUCUCAGACAUCCACGAGCUGUACGUCCGCGUGGUGGACAAGGUGGAGAUUGGGAAGACGGUCAAGGCCCACGUCCGAGUGCUGGACUUUUACAAGAAGCCUUUCCUGGCCAAGUACUUUGCCUUCAUGGACCUCAAGCUGCGGGCGGCCUCCCAGAUCGUCACCCUGGUGGCCCUGGACGAAGCCCUGGACAGCUACACGGCUGCGUUCCUGGUGCACGGCGCGGCCAUCGGCCAGACCAGCCUGACCGCCAGCGUGACCGAUGUCGCCGGACAGAGGAUCAGCUCGACCCCGCAGCAGAUCGAAGUCUUCCCCCCGUUCCGGCUGAUUCCCAGGAAGGUGACGCUGAUCAUCGGGGCCACGAUGCAGGUCACCUCCGAGGGCGGUCCCCAGCCGCAGUCCCACAUCCUCUUCUCGGUCAGCAACGCCAGCGUGGCCGCCGUGGGCAGCACGGGGCUGGUCCGUGGCCUGGCCGUGGGCAGCGGCACCGUGUCGGGCGUCGUGCAGGCGGCGGACGCGGACACCGGGAGGGUCAUCGUGGUCUCCCAGGACCUGGUGGAGCUGGAGGUGGUGCAGCUGCGGGCGGUGAGGAUCCGCGCGCCCAUCACGCGCAUGAGGACGGGCACCCAGAUGCCCGUCUAUGUCACCGGGAUCACCAACAACCAGAGCCCUUUCUCCUUUGCCAACGCCGUGCCAGGCCUGACCUUCCACUGGUCGGUCACCAAGCGCGACGUUCUGGAGCUCCGCGGACGGCACCACGAGGCGUCCAUCCAGCUGCCCUCGCAGUACAACUUCGCCAUGAGCCUGCUCGGCCGGGCCAAGGGCCGCACGGGGCUGAGGGUGGUGGUCAAGGCCCUGGACCCCUCGGCGGGGCAGCUGCACGGCCUUGCCAAGGAGCUGUCGGACGAGAUCCAGGUCCAGGUUUUCGAGAAGCUGCGGCUGCUGAACCCCGAGAUAGAAGCAGAACAAAUAUUAAUGUCCCCCAACUCGUUUAUCAAGCUCCAGACAAACAGGGACGGUGCCGCGGCUCUUUGCUACCGUGUCCUGGAGGGGCCUGAGAGGGUUCCCGUGGUGCAUGCCGAUGAGAGGGGCUUCCUGGUGUCCGGCUCUGUGAUGGGGACGUCCACUGUCGAAGUGACCGCCCAGGAGCCUUUCGGGGCCAACCAGACCCUUAUCAUUGCCGUGAAGGUGUCCCCUGUCUCCUACCUGAGGAUGUCCAUGAGCCCCGUGCUGCACAUCCAGGACAAGGAGGCCCUGGCGGCCCUGCCCCUGGGGAUGACCGUGACCUUCACCGUCCACUUUCACGACCACUCUGGACACGUCUUCCACGCGCACAGUUCGGUCCUCAGCUUCGCCACCAACAGAGAGGACUUCGUGCAGGUGACCAAGGGCACCACCAACAACACCUGUGUCCUGCGCACGGUCGGCGUGGGCCUGACGCUGCUGCACGUGUGGGACCCCGAGCACCCGGGCCUCUCCGACUACGUGCCGCUGCCCGUCCUGCCGGCCAUCGCUCCAGAGCUGCCCGGCACCGUGGUGCUCGGGGAUGUCCUCUGCCUGGCCACCGCGCUCACCGGCCCCGAGGGUGCCCCAGGAACCUGGAGCUCUUCAGCCGACAGCAUCCUCCAGGUGGACCCCAAGACGGGGGUGGCCGUGGCCCGGGACGCGGGACCCGUGACGGUGCACUACGAGGUCCCUGGGCACCUGAGGACCUACAAGGAGGUUGUGGUCACUGUCCCCCAGAGGAUCGUGGCCCGGCGUGUCCACACGGCCCAGGCCAGCUUCCAGGAGGCCACAGCCUCCAGAGUGACCGUCACCGUGGGCGACAGAAGCUCUAACCUGAGAGGCGAUUGCUCUGCUGCCCAGCGGGCGGCCAUCCCGGCCCUGCGGCCCGAGGCCCUCCUGGGCUGCCAGCUCCGGUUCCAGCAGGACGUCUUCGACCUCCCGGCGACAGACGUGUUCUCGGCCGAGCCGGACUUCGACGUCACACUGGGCCAGUACCUCUGCGCGGUCACCAUGCACAGGCUGACCGACGGGCAGCUGCGGCACUUGAGCUCGAAGAGGACGUCCCUGGUGGUCACAGCCUCGGUGGCUGGGGGCCAGGCCCCCAUGGAGCAGGUGGGGGCCGAGGUGCCCUUCAGCCCCGGGCUGUACGCUGACCAGACCGAGAUCCUCCUGAGCAACCACCUGUCCAGCCGCGAGGUCAAGGUCUUCGGGGCCGCGGAGAUCCUGGACAGCUUGGAGGUCAGGUCUGGGUCCCCUGCGGUAGUGGCCUUCAUGAAGGACAAGUCCCCGGGGCUGCCCAGCUCCGUCACCUACACGGUCGGCGUCUCGGACCCCAAGGCGGGCAGCCAGGGUCCUCUGUCCACCGCCCUGACCUUCUCCAGCCCUGCCACUAACCAGGCCCUCACCAUCCCGGUGACGGUGGCCCUGGUCCUGGAUCGCCGUGCGGCUGGCCCUUACGGGGCCGGCCUCUUCCAGCACCUCCUGGACUCCUACCAGGCCCUGUUCUUCUCCCUCUUCACCCUGCUGGCCGGGACGGCCGUCACCGUCAUAGCCUACCACGCGGUCUACGCGCCCCGGGAGCUCGCCGGCCCCGUGGUCCUCACGCCCCGAGGCAGCCCUGGGCACAGUCCCCACUAUCCAGCGGCCUCCUCUCCGGCCUCCUUCAGUGCCCUGCCUCCUGGUCGCAGAGGCAGCCCCCGCUCGGGGCUCUGGAGCCCAGCCUACGCCUCCCACUAGCUCCCGAGCGCCCCGUGGGUAGGAGCCCGCGGUCAGUGUGCCGUGUCCCUCCUCCUUCGAGCCCCGCGGCCCACUCCCUGUGGCCACCAGGAGCCGGGACACCCUCGUGUUUGUUUUCCUUGUGGCUAAAGGCGAGUCACCCGCGUGUCACCCUCGUGGUCUCAGGGAAGGGCUCCCUGGUGACGCUGGGGCUUGUGGGGCGCCUGGUCUGUGUGUCUCCUGCCCCGUGGGGACUCUCCCUGUGGCAGCUGCUACGACAGGCCAGGGACCAGGGACGGCCCACCUCAGGAACUGUCCCCAGCCGCCACCAGGAGCCGAGCCAGUGGGACACCAGAGCCCAGAGCCAGGCACCCGGGGCGGCUCCGUCCCCUCCGGGGGCCACUGUGACAGUGGCUCUGUGUCUUUGUAGAAACUCCUGGUUCCGCGUGACCUCUGUCCCCCCCCCCCCCGGAUACCCUGAGCCGUCCCUGGAGUGUCCUUGAGCCUCCAUGGGACCUUCUGCUGUCCCUGCGGCUCCUGUGCCGCGCUCAAUACCUCGGUCCACCUGAGCCGGACACAGCCUCGGUGUCCCCCAGCUGCAGUGUCCCCUCCUGCCCGAGAUCCCCUCCCCCGCCCUGCACUGCCGGGCAGCCUCCUGGGGGCCCCGAGCCCACCCUGGCCUCGAGGAGGCUGGGCGGCCGCCCAGGACCUGCCCUCCAGGAGGGGACGCCACCAGAGGACGGCUCAGACCCCGCUGUGCCCAGCGCCUCCUCCAGGUCUGGGGCAGGGGAGGGCAGGCCCUGCAUCCGGGCUGUGCACUGUGCGCCUGGAGCCAGCCACACCUGCACGCCACGCGUCUGCUGAGUGCUCAGCCUUUCGGGUCCAGCGGGGGCCCACCGUGGGGCUGGGCACAGCACUGACUGCCCUGCAGCUGGGGACGGGGACCUUUGUGCCUUGCCUGUUACUUGAGCUCACACCGACCACCUGGAUGUCGCCGAGCCCGGCUCCUGGUGUGGUCAAUAAAGUUCUGUGUUUGUUCUCAC
Messenger RNA from Ictidomys tridecemlineatus (thirteen-lined ground squirrel), 6716 nucleotides. The record is from RefSeq and is a predicted model, not a curated record. Lineage: Eukaryota; Metazoa; Chordata; Mammalia; Rodentia; Sciuridae.